AUGGCGAGGGACAGCAGUGAGCUGCACCUGAGAUAUCAGAGUCAUGUUGCCUGUCAUUUAUGGUUGGGCGAGGAGAGACGACCAAAGCCAACCUUAAAGGUUGCUGCACAUGGCAGCAAAUUAAUAUCAUGGGUUCCGGCAAUGCUCCCAAGGCAGAUGGAAGAUUGGUUAGUUGCAUCUGGCCUGUCAUCUUUGCAGCAUACUAGUUUGGCCAGGGUAGAUACGCAUCUAUUAUCUGCUUUUGUUGAGAGAUGGCAUCCUGAAACAUCGUCAUUUCAUAUGCCGUUCGGCGGGAUGACCAUCACGCUAGAUGAUGUUUCAUGUCUUCUUCAUGUACCGGUUAGGGGCGAGCUGGUUGACUCCGAUGUUGUUGUCACCGAUUAUGAUGCUAUCCAUCUAGCUGUUGAGUUGUUUGGUGUUUCACUGAGUGAUGCAACUACAAAAGCUUCUGCUGUAAGGGGUCCUUACUAUAAAUUGGAUUGGUUGAAGCAAGUUUUUAUGCAACAAAGAGCUGCAAAUAAUUUUACAGGCGCUAUGAGAGCAUACAUGAUGUUGCUAUUAGGUUGUACUAUUCUUGUCGACAAGACUUUUACUCUUGUCGAGGCAAAAUAUCUACCACUGUUGAGAGGUUCGAAUACUUGUGGAAGAUAUUGCUGGGGGGAAGCUGCACUGGUUACUUUGUACAGAUACUUAGGGGAUGCCUCAUUUUAUUCAUGCAAGCAGCUUGGCGGUUAUGCCUCUCUUCUUCAGGUUCAAAAUUUUACUUAUGAUUUAAUUAUACUAAAUAUCUACGGUCACCUCGGUUUUUUUUAG
Molecule: messenger RNA, 813 nt
Organism: Vicia villosa (hairy vetch)
Lineage: Eukaryota; Viridiplantae; Streptophyta; Magnoliopsida; Fabales; Fabaceae
Product: protein MAIN-LIKE 1-like
Exons: 3
Coding region: 1-813 (270 amino acids)
Biological process (GO): meristem maintenance; meristem development
Source: RefSeq, a predicted model, not a curated record